This is a messenger RNA of Fomitopsis serialis, 2119 nucleotides long. RefSeq lists its product as uncharacterized. The record is from RefSeq and is a predicted model, not a curated record. NCBI's taxonomy places the organism in Eukaryota, Fungi, Basidiomycota, Agaricomycetes, Polyporales, Fomitopsidaceae. Bases 206 to 1747 code for a protein of 513 amino acids. The transcript is spliced from 3 exons.
CGAGAGCUGAGUCCGUCUGGAACUUAAGCCGGCGACCACUGCCCUGGGUUACUGACAUACCACCGCAAAGGUUUUCCUGUCGGACCGAUCCUACGGCUGCACAUUUACUGGUCGCAGGGUGCUGGGCGGAACAUCCGGAAAUGCAUCGACCGACUGGCCGUGCCGCGUUAGACGGACCCCGCACUCGUCCUCCCGCACCGGAUAAAUGGUUGGUGCCCGUGGCGCCACCAAUCCCGCCGUCUGCUCCCGACGACACCCUGAACCUUCACGGCAAAAACUGUACAGUGCUAUGGCAAAACUGUACAGAUGGCCAGCCACACUGUCGGAAAACGGAUUGCUGUCCGCCGCCUGCAGUCGUCGCGGCGCUCAACCCGAGGCUUGUGGUUACUGGAGGAACGGACGAGCACAGAGUAUGGCUGUCAUUGCAUCAGCGCCGGACCCCUCCCUGCCCGUACCACCUCCUCUCGACGAGAGUGACGGCGACACUGUUGGCACGGUAUCCCCCAGCGGCUCCCAGCGUCCUAGUGGCGGCGUGGAGGCCAGUACCGCCAUGGCCGACAUGGAUGCAUUGCUAGCGACUGCCCCGACGACGCCAGUGGCGCCGCCUCCGCCGACGACUCAGAGGUUGAUGCGGUCGCAAUCGGCAGCGUCGCUGCAGUCUCUUGCGUCGCCCUCCGCCAACACGGCCAAGCGGGCGACCAAAGAAAAAGAAAAAGCAAAAGCCAAGGUCGCGCAGGAGCCCGUCUCCAAAAACGGUCUCGUCGCCCUCAAUGGCGAGUCGGCCGCCAAGGCUGUGCCCAUCCUCGCCGGAAACAUCGGGCGGGUGUCUGACGACGUCACUGCCCUGCGUGCUGAGGUGGGCUCCGAGCUCAACGGCUUGAAGGAGACUAUGCAGCGCGUGAUGGCCUCGGUCGACCUCGUGAACGGUGAUAUGGCGACGCAGGUCCUCACGGGAAUGAAGGCUGGAUUGCCUCAGGUGGUCGCUAAUGCUGUCGACUAUCGCCUGGAGGAGGUUCAGCUCCGUGCACGCCUGGAGACCCUAGGCAAGGACGCGACGAUGGCGGCUCAAGACAUAGUGGAACUGCGGACUGCCCGCACGCAUGACUUGCUGGAGCUUCGCGACGCUCAUAAGUCGAUGGCUUACGAGGUAGCCGAGCUGCGCGACGCCCACAACACCGUCGUAACUUUGACCGACGAUGCCACUGUGCGCCUACGAAAGCUGGAUGGCUCGGUGGAACACGUCGAGGGUACGGUCAAGGACGUAGCGGGCCAAGUUGGUAGAGUCGCGCAAACGCUCACUGAGGUUGAGGACUCCGUGGCAUCCCUACUGCGCCGAUGGAACGAGGACAUGGCGCAUGGCUACGUACCUGCUUGCCCCUCGCCUCCGCCACUGCCCCCCUUUGUGCCUCCCAGUGGACCAUCUCGUGUACAGAGGCCGAUGGUACUGCCCCUCCCGAGCCCGCCUCACGUUGCGCCCCGCCCCUCGAGCACGACAACGACGCCAUGCAGGAAGGGCCUCCCUCGAAGCGCGCAAAGCGUGGUGGAGGAGGGAAAAAGAAGGCCGAUCGCCGGGAGGGCCAAACGGCGCAGGCGAAUAACUCCAUGCGGAGUGAUGGGUCCUACUGGGACCAGCAGGCGUCGGUGCCCAUGCCCAUGCCCAUACCAAUGCCGGCUCCAGGGCCGGGCCCGGCGUCGGGACGCUCGGGACACCGCUCGACACCUCGUGUGCCAGCCCCUCAGGCGGUGACGACGCAGGUGCGCUUCGGACAGAUGUCCUGGAAGCCAGAUGUGGCUCGACUGCAAUUCCUCAAGGUCACGACCUCCGUCAGGGCGGGUGUUCGCAUCGAAGACUCGUGGGUCCUGGGCGUCUUCGUGGACAGCGACCCCUCGUACGUCCGGGCUCUGUUCCGCUCUAGGGAGGAGGCGGUCAGCUUCACGAACGCCUGGAACAACGGCCCCAAGGAGUAUCCUUCCGUUCGCGCGGUCGUGCAGUAGUCAGUAAAAUACUACUACUAUACGUCUGAAAUAAAAUGCUAAAUGUGCUGUCCUAGCCCGCCCGCGAAUGAUAUGCCUAUCCGCGUGGCGAGCUGGAACGUGCAUGGCAACCUUGCCUUGAAAA